Brassica rapa (field mustard) is the source of this 1410-nucleotide messenger RNA. Its product is annotated as NAC domain-containing protein 22. Gene Ontology annotation, biological process: regulation of DNA-templated transcription. The record is from RefSeq and is a predicted model, not a curated record. NCBI's taxonomy places the organism in Eukaryota, Viridiplantae, Streptophyta, Magnoliopsida, Brassicales, Brassicaceae. Gene Ontology annotation, molecular function: DNA binding.
CAUUCACUUUGAUCAAGACCUUUCUCUUUCUCAGUAAACAUCACAAACGUCUAAAAGUAUGGACAUUAAGAAGAAACUACCAACACAUUAAAAAAUUGCAAACAUGACUUUCAAAAUUUAAUAUGUUAAAUCCUGCCUCCACAUCUUCCUCUUGACUUGGUCUGCUCCAAUAAAACAUAGCCCCAUGGCCCUCAUCAGACAAAGAAUCUCUCUCAUCACAUAAGGUCUUAGUGUUAUAUAUAAAUAAGCAUUGCACCAUUAGUGAUAUCACCAACAACCUUUUCACUUACAAAGCUUUUAAAGCAACCAAAACUUCUGUAAGCGUCUUUAGAGACAGUGAGAGCUAUGUCAAGAGAGAUUGAGCUUCCAGGUUUCAGAUUCCACCCGACCGAGGAGGAGCUUACUGAUUACUACCUCAAGAACAUGGUUAACGGGAAAUUCUCCAAAGUCGAAGUCAUUGGUUUCCUCAACAUCUAUCGCCAUGAUCCAUGGGACUUGCCACGUUUAUCGAAAAUUGGUGAGAGAGAAUGGUAUUUCUUUGUUCCAAGGGAAAGGAAGCAUGGGAACGGAGGGAGACCAAGCAGGACAACUGAGAAAGGAUAUUGGAAAGCAACUGGUUCCGACCGUAAGAUCAUAAGCUUGUCUGAGCCAAAACGUGUGAUUGGGCUCAAGAAGACCCUUGUGUUCUACAGAGGUAGAGCACCAGGUGGAAGCAAGACUGAUUGGGUCAUGAACGAGUACCGCAUGCCUGACAAUUGCACCUUACCAAAGGACGUUGUGCUGUGUAAGAUAUACAGAAAAGCCACUUCACUUAAAGUGUUGGAGCAAAGAGCAGAGAUGGAAUCUAAGAUGAAUCAAACAAGCCCAAACUCUCCUCUCUCCUCUUCCGAGACCAUUUCUUACGUUGGAAAAGAAGAAAACUUGAUGAUGACUUCGUUCCCUUUUCCUCAAGCAUCAGCCAUGCAAGAAGCAAACAACAACUUCAUGCUUCAAGGACAUGAAGAGAAACAAAGAGAAGCAGAGCCGAAGGAGUCUUCUUCAUCACUGAAGCUACCAUGUGGAGUCUUGCCAUUACCAGAGCUGCAAUUACCUAAACAAGGAUUAGAAUGGGGACAAGACCAGUUCUUGAGUAUAAGCCCAUGGCUCCAGAAUCUUACCCCAAUUGUUAACCUACUAAAUUUUUAGGAUAUGUAAAAAAAAAAAAAAAAUCUCCCAACAGAACUAACUAUUCUUCAGUGAUACCUACCCUCCUUCACCUGAGCAAAAAAAAAAAAAAAAAACCUUGUAAGAUGCUUGGCUUCAGCUUAAGAAUUAUCAAUAAAAUUUGUAUUUACUCAGCAGAUCUAUGUAUCUUUUGUAAGUUUGUAACAUAAGAAAAUCUGAUGUAAUAAAUAUUCAAACUUUGAAUCA